Brassicogethes aeneus is the source of this 710-nucleotide messenger RNA. NCBI's taxonomy places the organism in Eukaryota, Metazoa, Arthropoda, Insecta, Coleoptera, Nitidulidae. The record is from the annotation of a GenBank genome assembly.
AGUGACGUUUCUCUCAAACUUAAAAAGAAAAAAUAAACAAAUGAAUAUAUUCAUAAAUAAAAAUGACUGCCUUUAAUGUUUAUCCGUUUUUGAAAAUAUCCAACAACGUGCCUGUUUUAUCCAAAUUUCUUCAUGAAUCAGUAGACGAUUUAAUAGGAAAAUCAACCCUUAAUUUUAACAACUACAACAGCGAUAUAGAGUGGACACCUGAAGACUUCGAGAAAGCCAAAAAAGAAAUCCAAAAUCUUUAUAGAAAUGCAAUAAAUAACAAAGAGUUUAAAUUGGACAUCAAAGAUGUAAACUCUGAAGUAAUUAAAUUAAUAGAAGACUGCUUUACUGUAAGAAAAAGUGAAAUCAUACAAAAAGUACUGAAAGAUGGGAUUGUUAAAAAUGGGCAUAAUUUAGUGGAUAAUAUCGAUUGGAGGUUAAAAUGGGUGAUGGGUAGUUCCAAAUUAGCAACAAUACGAGAGCCAUUAUUGCAAGUUGAUUUACAUUGCACCAAGUUUGAUAGAGAAGAGAAUGAAAUGAAAAAUAACACAGUCAACUUUGAAAUGGACAUUAAACAAGUCAAUAAUUUAAUUAAUGAAUUAAGUUCUGUACAAAAAGAAUUGGAACAUUCCUAAUUUUGUUUUUUUUUUCUUUUAAUGUGAACAUAGCCCAAAAUCUAAAAUAAUCAAAUGGUAUGUAUAUACAGGAUGUACCAAAAUCAC